CUGAGGCUGUCCGUGCUGCUGCCUGAAGGUCUUCCACCUGUCAACAUUAACAUUCCUCAGCCCACAAAACAGCCGAUUACCGACAGAAAACCACCGACAACCAGCACUUAACGUGUCGGUGAACAUCAGAAGGAGUUUACACUUUAAAGAGAGACGGUGCCGUUAAAUACAACUUUCCUCCACCGACCGACCGACGGACCGAGCAGCUGGAGGAGAUGAACCCGAGAGGAGCCUCCCGCAGCGGGAAGACUUUCCUCUUCACCUCCGAGUCUGUUGGAGAAGGACACUCCGAUAAAAUGUGUGAUCAGAUCAGUGAUGCUGUGCUCGAUGCAUACCUCAGUCAAGACCCUGACUCUAAAGUGGCCUGUGAAUGUGUGGCGAAGACGGGCAUGAUUUUACUAGUUGGAGAAGUGACAUCCAAGGCCAUUGUAGAUCUCCAGUCAGUGGUCCGAAAUACCGUCAAGAAGAUUGGCUAUGAUGACUCUUCAAAAGGUUUUGACUAUAAGACCUGCAAUGUGCUGGUGGCACUGGAGCCGCAGUGUGUGGAGAUAUCAGACUGUGUGUUUGAGGGCAGGGAUCAGGAGGACAUCGGUGCCGGGGACCAGGGUUUCAUGUUUGGCUACGCCACAGAUGAGACCGAGGAGUGCAUGCCGUUAACCAUCCUUCUGGCUCACAAACUCAACCACAGGAUGAAGGAGCUGUCACUCAACGGAGAGUGUCCUUGGAUACGACCAGACUCCAAAUCACAAGUCACAGUGGAGUACAGAGACGACAAUGGAGCCAUGGAUCCUCUGCGUGUUCACACUGUGGUCAUCUCAGUACAACACAGCCCGAACAUCACCCUGGAAGAGAUCAGACGUAAUCUGAUGGAGAAGGUGGUGAAGGUCGUCAUUCCCGCCAAAUACUUGGAUGACAAGACCAUCUACCAUCUACUGCCAAGUGGGAAAUUCCUUGUGGGCGGCCCACAGAGUGAUGCAGGACUCACUGGGCGAAAAAUCAUAGUGGACACAUACGGAGGAUGGGGCGGGCACGGAGGAGGGGCUUUCUCCGGGAAAGACUACUCCAAAGUGGAUCGGUCCGGAGCUUACGCAGCACGCUGGGUCGCCAAGUCUUUGGUCAAAGCUGGACUGUGCAGGAGAGCCCUCGUUCAGAUCUCCUAUGCGAUCGGUGUGAGCCAACCUCUCGCCAUCUCAGUGUUUCACUACGGCUCAUCGAACAGGGACGAAGACGAGCUGCUGAAAAUAGUACAAAAGAACUUUGACCUGAGGCCGGGGAUCAUCGUGAAAGAGCUGGGUUUGAAGCGGCCAAUCUACCAGGCCACCGCCUGCUACGGUCACUUUGGCAGACAGGAGUUCCCCUGGGAAAAACCAAAGUCUCUGGUGUUUUGAGUUUUGGGGGGGUCGAUCACAUUCCAGUUAUGUCUUAAUAAUCAAACAAUCAAGAAUCCAUAUAUCUAAAUACGACAGUGUAACUGAAAAUGUCUUCUCUCUGACCCUAAGCUUUAAAGGCAGUGGUCAGCGUCUUUGUUGAAGAAUGAUUUUUUAUAUAUUUUGUAUUUUAACAAAAUCAUGAUUGAGGUACUUUUCCUAUAUGAGAAAAUGUAGUUAUUGUUAAAAAUGAUUAUGCAAUAAAUGUGAUUUGUUUUUUAGAGUAUCAUGGAAGAAUUGUCAGGUACUGUCAAAUUUAUAAAAAUCUUUUGAUAAUUUGUAAUAAAUAAAAUUUGGUGAUUAAAA
Messenger RNA from Sebastes umbrosus (honeycomb rockfish), 1733 nucleotides. RefSeq names its product methionine adenosyltransferase II, alpha-like (gene mat2al). The transcript has 10 exons. Gene Ontology annotation, biological process: S-adenosylmethionine biosynthetic process. NCBI's taxonomy places the organism in Eukaryota, Metazoa, Chordata, Actinopteri, Perciformes, Sebastidae. Gene Ontology annotation, molecular function: ATP binding; methionine adenosyltransferase activity. Bases 216 to 1388 code for a protein of 390 amino acids. Gene Ontology annotation, cellular component: methionine adenosyltransferase complex; cytosol. The record is from RefSeq and is a predicted model, not a curated record.